Messenger RNA from Acaromyces ingoldii, 939 nucleotides. Its product is annotated as MRG-domain-containing protein. The coding region runs from base 1 to 939 and encodes 312 amino acids. Gene Ontology annotation, cellular component: NuA4 histone acetyltransferase complex; Rpd3S complex; nucleus. Gene Ontology annotation, biological process: regulation of DNA-templated transcription; chromatin organization. The transcript is spliced from 8 exons. The record is from RefSeq and is a predicted model, not a curated record. Lineage: Eukaryota; Fungi; Basidiomycota; Exobasidiomycetes; Exobasidiales; Cryptobasidiaceae.
AUGCUCUUCAGCGCCGAAGAAAAGGUUCUUUGCUUCCACCAAGCGCUCAUAUACGAGGCAAGGGUUCUCAAGGCCGAGAAAUGGACCGGUGACGACAAUAUACGCGGAGUCGAGGGCCCGCACUACCUCGUCCACUAUAUGGGGUGGAAGGGAAAGUGGGACGAAUGGGUGCCAGAGUCGCGAAUGAUGAAGCUCAAUCCGGAGAAUAUCGAGAAGCAGCAGGCCCUCGCAGCAUCACACAAGGCAGCCGAACAAGCAAAGAAGGCUGAGAAGAGCGACGUUAGCGAGACUGCCGAGGAAGGGCGAGGGAGGAAGAGCAAAGAUGCUAGAGGGACAAAGCGAGGGCGUGAUGCAAUUGAGCAGGAGGACGAAUACAUCAAGAGGCCAGAGAUCAAGAUCAACAUUCCCGAUACCCUCAAGAUCAAACUGGUGGACGACUGGGAGAAUGUUACGAGAAAGGAUCAGCUGGUUCCGUUGCCACGCAAGCCAAAUGUGCACGAUAUCUUGGCCGCGUACCGUCAACACUACAUGACUGUCAAGCGCGAGGGCAAGGCAGGCCGGCCACCGGCGGUGCUCGAUGAGAUCCUCGAUGGCUUGGCUCUCUACUUCAAUAAGUCGCUCGGCAACAAUCUGCUCUACCGCUUUGAGCGGGCGCAAUAUACGCAGAUGCGUAAGGAGAUGACCUCGUCUCCCAAAUCAAACGCUAGCGACGAACAGGAGCUCGAUGCGGCAAAGGUAUAUGGCGCCGAGCAUCUUUUGAGGCUCUUUGUCAAUCUUCCAUCCAUUGUUGCGCACACGACAAUGGACCUAGAAGCUUUGACGCUGCUUCGAGAACACCUUACAGAAUUUCUCAACUUUCUGAUCAAGGAACGGAAAAAGUUCUUCGUCGCCGAAUACGAGGACGCCAGCCCUGCCUAUCAUCGGCUCUCGUCAAGUUAA